AUGGACCACCCGUACAUGAGCCCCAUCGCCACGACGUCGACAAACAUGGCCAUGUCGGCUACUCGGGGCCAGCAUCAGACAUCCUCGCAGGUCCCGUCGCCGGAAGAGCAAAUGCGAAGACAGCUAGACGAGCUGAACAGAUCAGUCACGAUCGUCAUAUGGUACAAGGCCGAUCAUGAGCCUAUACGACUGCAACAAAUCCUUCCUACGUUCCCGUACUUCCAGCUAUCGGGGUUUAGCAACAUCAUUUCCGACCUAGGGCUUUCGAGCACUUCUUAUCUUGACACCUACAUCCCGGAUUCGAGUCAAUGGGAGCAGCAUACCAUUUCUUCUGUCCGAAUUGUUGGUACACAGCAGCGACUGUUAUAUCGCGUCCGCCGUAGUUUGGUCGACGGCUUGUCUGAGGAUCAAUGCCCGCGCAUUCAGGAUGAACUUCAAAUGCAAUCGAACUGUGGGCCGCCACCACCACCGCCACCUACGAACGGAGUCUCUGCUUCUUCGAUUCCUACGCCUCCGAAAUCGUCUCCCACACUGUCGAAAAUGGCGAACCCACCCAAACCGUCUCUCAAACGGCCCGCGCCAGACGUCCAAGAACCAGGAAACAACUCCAAAAUUCACGUUACGAACGGUUAUUAUAUGGCGCACUCUGGCUCGUCGACAAUGGUCCCUUCCAGUUCCGUGGCUGGCCCUUCAAACACCGACACUUCUUCACCCACUGCUUCCACCAACCAAUCAAACGCGCAGGCGCAAGACAGUGUAUACGGCAUGUACAACGAUUCCGUCUUCUACGCCCCCAGCUCGCCCACCCAAUCACCUAACGACAUCACCUCCGCCACCUCCAUCAACUCGCUCCCGCACUACCUCAUCCAACCACCCGCCCCAGCACCGCCCAUACCAUACCACCCGCACCCCCCACUCAAGCGCUGGCCGAACGACUACACCGUCUCCGAGCUCUCGCAGGGGUUUCAUGCCAUGGACCUGCUCAUCUCGCAGUCGCCCUCUGGGGCGAGCAUGACCCAGCGGACGGCGUUCGAGCGUGUGUUUGGGAGCCGCUACGUGAAGAGCACGGUGUGCCGGCACCGCGCUGUGUGGCGCAAGGCGCACCGGGCGCUGAGGGAGCAGUUUGAGGCGAUGGGGUCGGAUGAUAGGGCGUGCUGGGGUGAGUUUGUGAGGCGGGUGGAGGGGCGUCCGCCGGGCAAGAAUUCGGGGUCGGAUAUGAUGUCGCCGUCGCCGAGUGCGACGAUGAGCGGGUACCAUGACCAGCAGGAGGGCGAGGGCGAUGAGGACGUGCAUGGGCAGGAGAGUGUUGGUGUUAUGGGGUCGUUGCAGAACCAAGGAGUGCCUUCGUCGUCAAACAACAAUGGGACCAACAAUAUGCAGAACAAUAUGAACGUUUACGACCCAUCACGGAACCAUAUGCCAAACGGUACUCACAAUAACUAA
Molecule: messenger RNA, 1443 nt
Organism: Cyclocybe aegerita
Lineage: Eukaryota; Fungi; Basidiomycota; Agaricomycetes; Agaricales; Hemipholiotaceae
Source: the annotation of a GenBank genome assembly